This is a messenger RNA of Tinamus guttatus (white-throated tinamou), 2407 nucleotides long. RefSeq names its product WD repeat domain 26 (gene WDR26). Gene Ontology annotation, biological process: proteasome-mediated ubiquitin-dependent protein catabolic process. Gene Ontology annotation, cellular component: GID complex. The record is from RefSeq and is a predicted model, not a curated record. Gene Ontology annotation, molecular function: protein binding. NCBI's taxonomy places the organism in Eukaryota, Metazoa, Chordata, Aves, Tinamiformes, Tinamidae.
CAAGAAGAAGAAGCGACUCUCGCAGUCGGACGAGGACGUGAUCCGCCUCAUCGGGCAGCACCUGCACGGCCUCGGCCUCAACCAGACUGUUGAUCUUCUCAUGCAAGAGUCAGGAUGUCGUUUAGAACAUCCUUCUGCUACCAAAUUCCGCAAUCAUGUCAUGGAAGGAGAAUGGGAUAAGGCUGAGAACGACCUGAAUGAACUUAAGGCCUUAGUGCAUUCUCCGCAUGCAAUUGUGAGGAUGAAGUUUUUGCUGCUGCAGCAGAAGUACCUGGAAUACCUGGAGGAUGGCAAGGUUCUGGAGGCACUUCAAGUUCUACGCUGUGAACUGACACCGCUGAAAUAUAAUACAGAACGCAUUCAUGUCCUCAGCGGGUAUCUGAUGUGCAGCCAUGCAGAAGACUUGCGUGCAAAAGCAGAGUGGGAAGGGAAAGGAACAGCUUCCAGAUCUAAGCUUUUGGAUAAACUCCAGACAUACCUACCCCCAUCAGUGAUGCUUCCUCCAAGGCGUUUACAGAAUCUGCUGCGUCAGGCUGUGGAGCUACAACGGGAUCGGUGCCUAUAUCAUAAUACCAAACUAGAUAAUAAUCUAGAUUCUGUCUCGCUGCUUAUAGACCAUGUUUGUAGUAGGAAACAGUUCCCGUGCUACACACAGCAGAUACUUACGGAGCACUGUAACGAAGUCUGGUUUUGUAAAUUCUCCAAUGAUGGCACUAAACUAGCAACAGGAUCAAAGGACACAACUGUUAUUAUAUGGCAGGUUGAUCCAGAUACUCAUCAACUAAAACUGCUUAAGACGUUAGAAGGUCACGCAUACGGGGUCUCUUACAUUGCUUGGAGUCCAGAUGACAACUAUCUUGUUGCCUGUGGCCCAGAUGAUUGUUCUGAACUUUGGCUCUGGAAUGUACAAACUGGGGAGCUGAGGACAAAGAUGAGCCAGUCUCAUGAAGACAGUUUAACAAGUGUGGCCUGGAAUCCUGAUGGGAAGCGCUUUGUCACAGGAGGUCAGCGUGGACAGUUCUAUCAGUGUGAUUUAGAUGGUAAUCUACUUGACUCCUGGGAAGGGGUGAGAGUACAAUGCCUUUGGUGCUUGAGUGAUGGAAAAACUGUUCUAGCAUCGGACACGCACCAGCGAAUUCGGGGUUAUAACUUUGAGGAUCUUACAGACAGGAACAUAGUACAAGAAGAUCACCCUAUUAUGUCAUUUACUAUUUCAAAAAAUGGCCGUUUAGCUUUGUUAAAUGUAGCAACUCAGGGAGUUCACUUAUGGGACUUACAAGACAGAGUUUUAGUGAGAAAAUAUCAAGGUGUUACGCAAGGAUUUUACACAAUCCACUCAUGUUUUGGAGGUCACAACGAAGACUUCAUCGCGAGUGGCAGUGAAGAUCACAAAGUCUAUAUUUGGCACAAGCGCAGCGAGCUGCCGAUAGCGGAGCUGACGGGGCACACGCGCACGGUGAACUGUGUGAGCUGGAACCCGCAGAUCCCAGCCAUGAUGGCCAGCGCCUCUGACGACGGCACUGUUAGAAUAUGGGGACCAGCGCCUUUCGUAGACAACCAGGAUAUUGAAGAGGAAUGCAGUAGCAUGGAUAGUUGAUGGCGAAUUUGGAGCAGACGACUUCAGUUUAACUUAAUUAGUCGUAUUUUAAAUGGCUUGGGAUUUGGUGCAAACAAACAUGAUCGAUAGCUGGACAGACAUGCUCGUCAUGAAAAAGAACCAUUUCUGAAGCCCAGUUGGGGCCAAACAUUUACCACCUUGCUUCAUAGUAACCAGUCAAGAUGAAGCACGUCGUUAGAACUUUGUUGGACACUGUGUUGAAAUUACCCCCCCAUCGGUUGUGAAGAACUGUGCUACAUUCAGGCUAACCAUUGAACUCAGUAUAUAUAUUUUUCCCUCCUGCCUUUUUGUCUGGCAGGCUACUGUUCUUGUUGCUCUUCUGUGUAAUGAAGUUUAAAUGCUUGUUUGGAACACUUUAUUUAACAGUUUAGAAGGCUUGAUAGAAAGAGUGCUUUAGUCUGAAGAGUAUACAUUGGAUAGGAAAGUAUUUCCUUCUCUUGUUUCUCAAAUCUCUCUCCGCCUUACUUAGCUUGAGAUCUUUGCAGCUUGGUUCAUGGAUUCUAGCCUUGCCCGUUGCGCAGUAUAUAUAUAAAUUGAGAUCAACCAAUGAACUAUGUCAAGAGCACUCUCAAUAUCACAUUUGACAAAAAGUUUUGUACUUUUCACAUAGCUCGUUGCCCUGCACAGGGGUUAACAGCACAAUUUUUUAAAAAUAAAUUAUUUAUAGGAUUAAAAUGACUUCAUUUGUAUACAUUUGGAAUUAAAACAAUUUAAGAAGUAUUGUGAAAUGCAGUAUCACUGAUGCUCUCUCAGUGUCCUAAAACCCUUUCAAGAGCAGUGGUUGGAGGG